This is a messenger RNA of Diplodia corticola, 657 nucleotides long. RefSeq lists its product as uncharacterized. Bases 1 to 657 code for a protein of 218 amino acids. NCBI's taxonomy places the organism in Eukaryota, Fungi, Ascomycota, Dothideomycetes, Botryosphaeriales, Botryosphaeriaceae. The transcript has 4 exons. The record is from RefSeq and is a predicted model, not a curated record.
AUGAAGGUUCUCAGCACUCUCUUCCUCCUUACAGCCGUCGUUGCUGCUCUCCCACAGCCACAGGAGUCUGUUCCUUCGGACAACGACACUUCAAUCGACGUGUUCUACAACGGAACAGCGUGCAACGACAUCGCUUGCGUCACCCUUGAAUUCCCUGAGGAUCUGGGUUACACUUACGACAACACGUCGUCGCUGGCAGAGAACACGACGGACAUCGACACGAGCAACCCUCUCCAGCGUCGCAAGGGCAGGACCGAUGCUCUAGCCCUUGCUGCCGAUGUCCUCCAUUACUACUCCUCCCAGUAUGAGGAGUGGCUCAAGGAUCAAACGAGACGUCGGGACUUCACUCGGGGUCUCUCUUCGAAGUUGAGGGAUGAUACUGGCUGCAACAUCUUCGUCUGCAAUGUCGGCUACACCGUAUCUACCCCGUGCGACUACGUCGGCAACGUCCAUCUUGACCUCAAGCAAAAGGAUGCUACGGUUGUCACGUACAGCAUCUGCUUCGCGAACAUCCUGACAUUCCACCGCCAAGGUGAUGGAGGCUUCGAGAACUGGGCGUGGGCUACGGCUGGGGCCAACUCUUGCGUGGCUCGAUCUGAUCCCGCAUAUGUUGACUGCAAAUACUCCUCUCCAAGGUGCGAGAAGCCGGAUGCUUAG